This is a messenger RNA of Parascedosporium putredinis, 1284 nucleotides long. Lineage: Eukaryota; Fungi; Ascomycota; Sordariomycetes; Microascales; Microascaceae. The record is from the annotation of a GenBank genome assembly.
AUGAAAUUCGGCCAACGCCUCGAGCAAGAAUCCGUCCUAGAAUGGGGUAUACACAAUGUCGAUUAUAACUCGCUCAAAUAUGAAAUAAAGACACAUACAAGCCGGGACCAGGCCCGCGCCAUGGUCAUUCCCGGCCAGAAGGACAUGGCGCUGGAGCGUUUUGAAAGCACAUUCUUCGAUGAGCUGGUGGCGCAACACGACCGGGUCAACUUGUUUGUUGCGAGCAAGGCGUCAGAACUCUCCUACAGACUAGACUACCUCGCCGAUUCCAUAGACCGCUUAGCCUCGAAAUGCGCCCGCACGACCGCCCCCAUGUCCCUCAAGCGCCAGCGUCGUCUUAUCAAGUACCAGCAAGAUAUUCUGCAAUGCGGUGACGAUGCCCAGGCUCUCACCCGCUUCGUAGCAGCCCAGACAGAAGCGUUCCGCAAGAUCCUCAAGAAAUACAAGAAAUGGACGGGUUCUGCUGCCUUGGGCCAACGUUUCCGUGAGCACGUACUUUCGGACCCCAAAUCAUUUACUCGGCGCGACUUUUCGCACCUACGGUCCCGCUAUGACGAAACCCGGGCGGUCCUCCGCACCUCGCUGCCCCAGAUCACCAGAAUCGUUCAAACCCCUGCCACCCCGCAAAUGCUAUAUUGGAAUGAAUAUGAUCAUGGCAGCGAUAAUGAGGGAACCGAGGAUACAUACACCCUUUACGUCGAUCCUGAAAGGGGAGCUGAUGUCCCUGGCUUGAGCUAUGUUCAAGCUGCGUUGUCCGCCCCGUUCACCAAAGCCAAGUCAUGGGCCAUGGGCAAGAAGCAGCCUACCGAGGGAGCGGCGGCUGUGGUUGAGUCACCCGAACGCCAAUCUCUCCUUCUUCCUCCGGUGACGGCGCCUGUGGUACCAGCAGGGUAUAACACGAUGACAUCUUCCCAGGGAACAACCUCGGUGUCGGAUGGGGAUGACGACCUCACAUCUCGUGAGGACAACAAUUACCCCACCGAGGGCUACCUCGUUCAUCACGCUACAUUCCCAUCCAUCAACGAGCAGUCCCUUCGACGCUAUCGUGAAAACGUCAUGUUCUGGGGUACUACAGGUAGCUUCGCCACCUCGUUCAUAAUCAUGGCCAUUGCCGGCACCCUGCUCUUCACGGGGCGUCAUCGCAACAGACUCGAGGUCGACGCUGGGGCCGCGCUUGGCGUGAUUGCUAGCAUGUUUGCAGCCUCCUUUGGCACCACGCGGUCACAGGCUCUUCUAGGGCCCGUAGUCGACCUCAUAGUCUAUCAACAGACGCAGCAGCAUUAA